GUGUAGGUAAAUUAGUCCGUUCAUUAGAUUAUCAGUGCAGUCAUUGAAGAGACGUUGAACAGACAAGAAACCCGCUGAAGAUUCUAACAGUUUAUGGUGAAUUAUAAUAUUGAACAGAAGACUCAAUGAGGUGGAUUACUGGUAUUAUUUAUAUAGUGUUGUUGGUGCAGACAUCAACAACAUUUUUACCUCCCCGUUGGCAACGAUGGCCCUGGGAAAAAGUUAAGCAUCCGGUGUCCAAAGCAGAACUUCCUAUUGAAGAUUGUGGUGUACACGAUAUCAUCUCGGUGCAAUUAUCCAGUUGUUCCUCGAUUCCUUGCUCAUUACCGCGUGGCACCGACGUAACAGUUGACGUCAAGUUCAAUGGCAACGAAAUCGCCUCACCAAUGAAGCAGGAAGUCUACUAUAUCCUAAACUCCGUAAGAACCAAGGCAACAAUCAUACCGGAAACCUGCGAGGGAGUCAACUGUCCUCUGCACGUGGACAAUGCGUUGCAAUUCAUCGCCACACUGCGCGUCAGUUCGUCGCUGCCAACGUUGCGAGGAACAUUGCACUGGGAACUGGUAAACGCCAACCAACAAGCAAUUGUGUGCUAUAAACUGCUAAUUUCAUCGGGUACCGAGCUGAGGAACAAACUAUUUAAGAAAGUUUCAGACAAGCGAUUGUUAGUGCAGUUGUUCCAGGUAUUGCAUUUGAGAAUGAACCAAUUCGUGAUUUUGCUGGUGCUGGUUCCGUUGGCAUUCGCCGAUGUGGUUCCUGUUAAAGAAUGCAAAGCUGGUGCUCUACCAUUUUCUGUCGAUAUAGUCGGCUGCACUAAAUUGCCUUGUGAUCUGCCACGAGGAGAGGAAGUUGUUGCCAACGUGGACUUCAGUCCAGAGGCAGAAGUAACCGAACUUCGACCAGUGGUUUUCGCAACGGCUCUAGGUAUUACGGUUCCAUUUGUGCUACCCAAUGAUCGUCAGAACGCAUGCGAUUGGCUAGAGGGGUCCCAAUGUCCCUUGUCAGCCGGAGAGGACGUACGGUAUGUGCUGCGGCUACCGGUGGAAAAAUCUUACCCGACGAUUCCAGUCGAUGUGGAACUACAACUGGUUGAUCAAAACGAUCAAUUUGUAAGCUGCUUCCGGGUGCAGGCAAAGGUUGUUUAAGCAAACAGUAAUAUUUAGGGACGAAUGACCGUUUGGGGUUUAAGUCCCUUUAAAAGAAAUCAAUUAUUUAGACUGAAUUGUGAGCUGUUUAUGUUCCUUAAUACUAUAUCCAGUAAUGUGUAAAACUUAAACAUUUUUAUGGCUAAUUGGAUUGUUUAGCGAUAGCAGUUUUAAUAUCAUCUGAAAGGGCUGCAUUUCCUAAGCAAAACGUGAUUCUCAAAAUUUUCUUUCAUUGUCCUUCGGAUUUCAAAUCACGAAUAAAAAACUGCUCGAAAUCGCUAUAAUGACAGUUCGUUCAUGCAUCAAUUGUCCUUCAAACGAUUUAGAGCAAAUUUUGUUCUUUAAAAAAUCGAAGGACAAUGAUUAAAAAAGCUAAAAAAUCACGUUUUGCUUGGGGAAUUGCGCUCUGUUAAACAACCCAAUUGAAUUAAACUAACAUCAUUGAAUUAGCCUGCAGGUCUCAAGAUACGAUGCUAACAAGUCAGUCGUCGUAUGUUAUUAUCCCCGCUCAGAAGAAACUAUUAUUUUCGAUAAGAUCGUAGCGCUAGCCCCGCAAUUGUCCUGUACACCAACAGUUAGCAGCAAAAUCGGCGUAUAAUAAACAAAAGGUCAAGUUUCGAUAGCGGAAUGUAGCACUAAGGCUUUGCUUGAUUCAUAGAAACUCAGAAUAUCUAACUAAAGCUUCGAGCAAAAUCAUUAAUAAGUUAUUUUGUUUUUAAAUCAGAGCAGAAGAUAGUUUAAUUAUGACUUGAAUAAAAUGAAAUAUAGAAUAGAAU
Messenger RNA from Wyeomyia smithii (pitcher-plant mosquito), 1921 nucleotides. RefSeq lists its product as uncharacterized. Gene Ontology annotation, molecular function: sterol binding. The coding region runs from base 126 to 1145 and encodes 339 amino acids. The transcript has 6 exons. Gene Ontology annotation, biological process: intracellular cholesterol transport. The record is from RefSeq and is a predicted model, not a curated record. Lineage: Eukaryota; Metazoa; Arthropoda; Insecta; Diptera; Culicidae.